Messenger RNA from Tigriopus californicus, 1149 nucleotides. It is a transcript of the gene mRpL16, whose product is annotated as large ribosomal subunit protein uL16m-like. Gene Ontology annotation, biological process: mitochondrial translation. Lineage: Eukaryota; Metazoa; Arthropoda; Copepoda; Harpacticoida; Harpacticidae. The transcript has a single exon. Bases 183 to 1061 code for a protein of 292 amino acids. The record is from RefSeq and is a predicted model, not a curated record. Gene Ontology annotation, molecular function: structural constituent of ribosome; rRNA binding. Gene Ontology annotation, cellular component: ribosome; mitochondrial large ribosomal subunit.
AAGUCUCCAAUCUGAAGCUGGCUUGGCUGUUGAAAAAGAAGCCAGGCCUCUAAACCUCUCGGUUUGAUCUCUUCAUCCAGUGUUUUUUGACUGGGUUUCAUGUAAGUGUCCUUCUCCUCCUCCUCUUCUCCUUCGUCCGGUGGCUGUGGGCGUGUGGGUAGGUUUGGCUGGCUGGAUUCACCAUGAAUGCGGGUCUGAGCCUGCGUCUGGGUUGGCGACUCCAUACCGCCAGUCCGUCGGUUCUAUCCUCGGUCAUCGUCAAGCAGGGCCUUCACACCUCGGAGGUGGCCGGCUGGAGGGCCUCGGUGGGGCCCGAUCCUUGGCGGCGUCACCGUCAACGCUAUCCUGUGCCCGAGCUUCCGGCUCGUCCCGAGAAUGUGGUCAUCCCGGAAAAGCACCGCCUACCCAUUCUGCCCAAGGUGCCUUCCAUUUACGGCCAGACCAUGACCCGCCCACCCAAGGGUACGCGUGAGUUGUAUCGGAUGCAAGGCGAGGAACGCGUGCACAAUAAACUGAUCCUGGAACAGUUUGGCAUCGUGGCCUUGGCCGGAGGUCGAUUGACCUCGAGUCACUUCGAGUUCUUGCGCAAUAAGGUCAAUCGAUGGCUGCAUCCGGAGCGAUCCUUGGCCAUUUUCCGGGUAGAUGCGCCUUAUCAGCCGGUCACCAAUCACGGGGCUGGCCGUCGAAUGGGUGGGGGUAAGGGCUCGAUCUCGCAUUACGUUACACCCGUUAAAGCCGGACGAGUCAUUGUGGAGGUGGCUGGGGAUAUGUAUUGGCCAGAGGUUCAGCCGUGGUUGUCCAAAGUGGCCGAGAAGAUGCCCUUUGAGGCUAUGGCGGUCAAUCAAGAUCUGUUGGAACGCUUGGAGGCCGAGGAAAAACGCAUAGCCGAGACCAAUGAGAAUCCGUACACGUUUGAGUGGCUAGUGCGGAACAACAUCAUGGAUUGUCAAAGCCACUUGUCACCCAAAGACCGCGUCUGGUUCGGGCGAUUCUUGUACCGGGACCGCACCCUGAACCGAAAGUAUCAAACAAUCCAUAAUUUCCGAUAUCGAAUGCGUUAACGAGCUGGUUCUUGAAAUGAAUACAUUUGUCCCACGCCACGAACAUGGUCUAGCAUCCGAUCCAUCCAGUGUCCUUCUUGUCUUCUAG